GCUUUGGAAGAGCACGUGUGUAAAAAUUGGAUAAAAAUGAAUUACACUGAUGAAGAGAAACGAAAGGCGAAAAUGUAUUUUUUUGAGAAAAGUGGAAUUCCAGGCGUAAUAGGUUGCAUUGAUGGGACACAUAUUAAAAUCGUUGCCCCAAAAAAGGAUCUUCAACACCUUUACUAUAACCGAAAAGGGUACUUUAGCUUAAACGCGAUGAUAGUCUGUGAUAACGCUCUGAGGAUUCGUUACAUCAAUGCAAGAUAUCCUGGGGCAACGCACGAUGCUACGGUUUUCAAUAUGUCUUCUUUAAAACCCCAAUUAGAAGAUGACUACCACAGGGGUGAAAGAAAUUUAUUAUUACCCCGAUGA
Messenger RNA from Rhagoletis pomonella (apple maggot), 363 nucleotides. RefSeq names its product putative nuclease HARBI1. NCBI's taxonomy places the organism in Eukaryota, Metazoa, Arthropoda, Insecta, Diptera, Tephritidae. The transcript has 2 exons. The record is from RefSeq and is a predicted model, not a curated record. The coding region runs from base 37 to 363 and encodes 108 amino acids.